AUGAAGCUGUUUCUGUUGUGCAUGUGUGUAGCCUUCGCUCAUGGUGGCUUGGCUCCACUUCACAUGGCCAAAGAACGCGGUUUACCAAACAAAUACAUUGUUCAACUGAAAGAUGUAGCCGAUGUGGAUCAAGUGGCGGAUGAGUUGGAGGGUUACUUCACUCAGAUGCGAACCCCGAUUGGUAAAAUAAAUAAGAUCCGCCUGGUCAUGCGCGCCCUCACUCUCAGAAUCCCACCACAUCUAGUCAACUAUGUCCGUUCCCUGGAUGCCGUUGAGUUUGUUGAACAGGACAGUCUUGGUCAUACUCAAGGCAAACAGACUGGAGCUACGUGGGGUUUAGAUCGAGUUGAUCAGCGUAAUUUACCAUUAGACAACACUUUCAAAUAUCCCGAUGACUUUCAGGGCACUGGUGUGCAUGUGUAUGUGAUGGACACCGGCGUUAACAUCAACCACAGCGAGUUCGGGACCCGCGCCCAUAUGCUGUACGGCGCCACAGACAACAACGGCCACGGCACUCAUUGCUCUGGAACUGUUGGCGGUGCGACCUAUGGAUUAGCCCGCCAAUCAACCAUCCAGAGCGUCAAGGUGUGCGAUCCAGGCUGUCCCGUCAGUGUCUUUGUGGCUGGUUGUGAUAGUGUCAAGGCCCACAAUCAGAGUCCAAAGGGAGUGGUCUCAGUGUCACUCCGGUUCCCAGCCUCUAAAUCUAUUGACAAUGCUGUGACUGCUCUUUGGAAUGCCGGCUAUGUAGUGUCCGUUGCUGCUGGUAAUGAUGACACCGACUCAUGCAAUAGCUCGCCAUCAAGAUCCGCAAACACAAUCACCGUUGGGGCAACAGAUAACAAGGACGCAAGAGCUUACUUCUCCAACUACGGUACUUGUCUUGACCUCUUUGCUCCCGGCGUAGACGUCUUAAGCGCCAGCUACGCAUCCAACACUGGCACUACUACCAUGUCCGGAACAUCCAUGGCUUGCCCCCACGUAUCAGGAGCCGCAGCCCUUUAUGUAAGUAAAGCCAACAGCGAAACGCCGCAACAGAUCAAAACUAGAAUGUUGAGCGACUCCACGCUUAAUAAAGUUACUGAUGUGAAGGGAAGUCCUAACAAACUACUGUACAUCGGAAAUAUUUAAGUCAUCACAUCGUUGAACAACUCGGAGUGGUUUUCAACACCGAAUAUGGACCAGAGCAGUAAGCAACGAUUUACACUUACUAAGAUGAAUUGACUUAAAUUAAAUAAUCAUUUAUUGUUUUAAGUGUGUCACAUACAAUAAAUAUCAGCACGUAUACACUUACAAAGAGCCCUUUCAAAAACUGUACCAGUAAACAAAAAAGACUUACUUUAGAUAAGGGUGAUGCUGCCCUCAAACGAAAUUGUGUACUUUUAGAUCCGGAAGCCUAUUAUGUUAAAAAAACAUUGAUCAGGAAUUUCUGUUCCCAGUUGAUUAAAAUCUAUAUAAAAGACAGAAUGUUUGCCUUGCAUUAUUUCAUUGAGUCGUUUACAAAUCCAAAUUGGACACAGUCUAUAAUCAGAACACA
This is a messenger RNA of Asterias rubens (European starfish), 1534 nucleotides long. Its product is annotated as aqualysin-1-like. Bases 1 to 1128 code for a protein of 375 amino acids. Gene Ontology annotation, biological process: proteolysis. Gene Ontology annotation, molecular function: serine-type endopeptidase activity. NCBI's taxonomy places the organism in Eukaryota, Metazoa, Echinodermata, Asteroidea, Forcipulatida, Asteriidae. The record is from RefSeq and is a predicted model, not a curated record. The transcript is spliced from 8 exons.